GGUUACACUAAUCCAGAAACGCGACUAUAGUUUCAAAAUUGCCGGGUCUUAUUAGAACCGGAGGAAAGAGAACCGGAGACAAAUCUCGUAUGCGCGCUUACAUAAUUGUUAAUUUGUUCAGGAAUUCCAGUAUUCACUGUACGAAAAUGAGUGCUAAUUCGGAUUCGAAAUCGAAAAGGAGUUUCAAAUCGAUGUCCUCAAACCCUUCUUCUUCUGGUAACAACAGCGGUGAUGGCAAAAGCUCGAGCAAGAAGAGGAAGACCGCUCAGAAAACCCUGGGCAUGGCUUGGGGUGCUAAUUCCCGCGCUUCUUCUAAUUCCGCCUCCCGCAAUUCGCCCUUCGCUGAUUUCGGCAGUUACAUGGCUGUAAAGAAUCAGAAACUACACGAACAGUUUGACGCUGCUGCUUCGAGUUCUUCUCAUAGUGCAUCCACCUCUGGGAAGUCCAUAUUUCGUGGGGUUUCGAUUUUUGUUGAUGGAUAUACUGUUCCUUCAAAUCAGGAGCUUCGAGGAUACAUGUUGAAGUAUGGAGGAUGUUUUGAGAAUUAUUUUUCAAGGCAUCGUGUUACACAUAUAAUAUGCAGUAAUCUCCCUGACAGUAAAAUCAAGAAUUUGAGGGCUUUCAGUGGUGGACUUCCAGUAGUUAAACCCGCAUGGCUGCUUGAUUCAGUUGUUGCUAAUAAACUUCUUAGUUGGAUUCCCUAUCAGCUUGAUCAACUUGGAACUGAAAAAGAUAACCAAUCAAAACUAUCUACCUUCUUUACUCCAAAAAAAGAUGGAGUAUCUGAGAGUGCAGAAUUUCUUGUUGAUGGUCAACAAAUAUUUGAAAAUGAUAAUCAAUCACCGAGUAGGGUGGAUUCCAGUUUCCCUGAAGAUAAUGCAUCUUUAGAGCAAACAGACAGGUUCCGUGAAGAACUGGAUGACCACUCACAGUUGAACAUUAACAAACCGAUAUCUGAAGAGCCAGCUUGCAGCGUAGAAAGUUCCUAUGAAGUAAAAGGGGUCGAACUGAAUGAUUCUCCAGAUUUAGAUGAGAAGAAUUCUGAUUUGAAGCACAAGUCUAGCACAUUUCAGGCUUCUGUUUCACUUUCCAGUAGUAGCCUCAGUAUUCAUAAUUCUACUAAUCCUUCAAGCUCCAGGACCAAGUUAGCUCCUAACCAGGGCCAUUCAACUCUUGUGGACCCCAAUUUUGUGGAAAAUUAUUUUAAGAGUUCAAGGCUUCAUUUUAUCGGUACGUGGAGAAACCGAUAUCGUAAACGGUUUUCCAGCUUGUCUAAUGGGUAUAGGUGCAAAAGUUCUAGUCUCAACACUGCUGUAAAUGAAAAUAAUUCCAUAAUACAUAUUGACAUGGACUGCUUCUUUGUUGCAGUUGUCACCAGGAACUAUCCUGAAUUACUUGACAAACCUGUUGCUGUUUGUCAUUCAGAUAAUCCCCGUGGUACUGCUGAAAUAUCAUCUGCCAAUUAUCCUGCUCGAGAUCACGGAGUGAAGGCUGGAAUGUUUGUCAAAGAUGCCAAGACUCGAUGCCCUCAGCUCGUAAUAGUUCCAUAUGAUUUUGGAGCUUAUGAGAAGGUGGCAGAUCAAUUCUAUGACAUUUUGCACAAGCACUGCCAAAAAGUCCAGGCUGUCAGCUGUGAUGAAGCAUUUUUAGAUGUAUCUGAAUCGGAAGUGGGCGAUCCUCAGCUUUUAGCCUCAGUAAUCAGAAAGGAGAUCUUCGACACUACAGGAUGCACUGCUAGUGCAGGAAUUGCAGGAAAUAUGCUUAUGGCUCGUCUGGCUACGAAAACUGCGAAACCAGAUGGCCUGUGUUACAUUCCUCCUGAAAAGGUUGAUACUUAUUUAUCCGAACUUCCAGUUAAGGCACUUCCAGGUAUUGGACAUAUUUUGGAAGACAAAUUGAAGAAGAAACAAAUUAAAACCUGUGCGCACUUGCGCGCAAUCUCCAAGGAGUCUCUUCAGAAAGAUUUUGGAAUGAAAACUGGAGAGAUGCUCUGGAACUAUAGUAGAGGGAUAGACAACCGACUAGUUGGAUUGAUUCAGGAAAGCAAGUCCAUUGGCGCUGAAGUGAACUGGGGUGUGAGGUUCAGGAAUCGAAAUGAUACUCGGCAUUUUCUAGAGAAUCUGUGCAAGGAGGUUGCGCUUCGAUUGCAGGGAUGCGGAGUGCAAGGGCGAUCAUUUACUCUCAAGAUAAAGAAGAAGAGAGGUGAUGCGGGAGAACCAGUGAAGUAUAUGGGCUGUGGAGACUGUGAGAACCUGAGCCAUUCAAUAACGAUCCCAAUGGCCACGGAUGAUGCGGACGUGCUUAAGAGGUUGGCCACUCAGCUCUUUGGUUAUUUCCACAUAGAUGUUGAAGAUAUUCGAGGUGUGGGCUUGCAGGUCUCGAAACUUGAAGGUGCUGAUGAUAGCAAACUAGUUCACAAAAGAAAUUCCAUCCUUCCUUGGGUUGUCUCCACUUCAUCAAAGGACAGAGACCGAAACCAACCUGUUCAGCUUUCAAACCAUGGUGAUGCAGGAUCAUCCGUCGAUACAGGCGCUGCGAGCCUCCCCCCUCUUGAAGAUCUUGAUGUGGCCGUUAUAGAGUCUCUUCCGCCUGAAGUGGUUUCAGAAAUUAAUGACAUGUACGGUGGGAAGUUAUUAGGUUUCAUUUCUGAAAAUAGAAGGAAAACUGCCGAUACAAACUUGGAUGCUAUAUCAUCCCGAAGUGGUGAAGAUUUAGAUGCCUCAGUUGAGGAAACAGAAUCUUUUUCAGCUGUUCAUCUUGUAGAAUCAAAUACAAUUGCUGCUGACAAUGAGUCUGGUGAGGUAGCACCCCCUAGUGUUGCUGUGCCCACUUCAUUUUCUCUAAAAAACUUAAUGCCCUCAUCUCUAAGUCAAGUAGAUCGCUCAGUGUUGCAACAACUGCCUGAAGAGUUGAGAAAAGACAUAAUUGAACUUCUUCCACAGCACAGAGAACCAGAAUUUGUUAAAGGUUCUUCCAGUAAUGUGAUUAAUGAAGAGCCUGAAUUUGAAUCUUCCGAGUUAAAGGACCUCUGGAUUGGAAAUCCUCCAAAGUGGGUUGAGAAGUUCAAAAACAGCACCUGCAGCAUAUUGAAUACUUUCGCUAAGAUGUAUCACUAUGGAUGUGGUGGAUGUUUGUCUUCUCUACUGCAGCGUAUGGUUUCUGAGAUAUUUCCACCGAUAGAUGCGGGCGCUGAUGGAUUCCAUGAUGCUGUUAGUUGGCUGUGCGAGCUUUUCAAGCAAUAUAUAGAUCUCAAAAUAGCAACAGAUAUGGAGGAGAUAUAUUGUUGUAUACGCCUUCUAAGGAGGUUAUGUGGGAGGUCUGAUAUUUUCAUACAGGUCAACAACGUCAUCCUUCCUCACUUGCAGAGGUUGAUGGGUGAAGAAUAUGGAGGAACUCUCAGUAUCCCUCCUUUGUAGAAUUGGUUUGUUGAGGCUUCGCUGUGGUUUUCUUAUUGGUCGUAGAUGAACGAAGACUUCCUUGUUGGUUGUGACCUCUCCUAGCACCGGAAAUCUAGCCAUGAUGCCAAAUGUGACAGGCUAAGCACAAUUGCUGGGGAUGAAGAUAAGGUUCAACGGUCAACCUGUCAGCCUUGCAAGGCAUCCUUGCUGUUCAGUACACGGUCACGAAUACAGCAGCCAGCACAGCAGGUGGGGCCCGGUUUGUAAGAGAU
Molecule: messenger RNA, 3670 nt
Organism: Erythranthe guttata (spotted monkey flower)
Lineage: Eukaryota; Viridiplantae; Streptophyta; Magnoliopsida; Lamiales; Phrymaceae
Source: RefSeq, a predicted model, not a curated record